GAGAAAAGCGAAGUGACGGUUUUGGCGCGCGUACACGACUCUUGUCCGCGACCGGCAGAUGGCCGGCGCGCCGGUACGUUAUAGGCGCGCGUCCACGAACGCACCGACACAUGACAGGGCGCCUAAGCACGGUACACCACCACGGUGACACGGGCCCGUUCAAGAACGUACCGAGACAGUGGUAAAAGGCCACCACCACCGCCACACGACGACACGACCGUGUGCCGUUCGCGGAGCGCAGAGUAGACCGCGCACGGACACGCGGUUCGGUGUUACUACUACCGGCACAGGCGGGUCUAUCUGCCUUGUAGCCCGAGCCAGUUGCCAGCGCGCCAGCCAGCCCCGUCCAUCCAAUCGCCCAGCUCACGAGCCGGCCUCGUGUGCGCGCGCGACACCCCGGGACAGAAAAGGUUCGUUUUCCUCGCCGGUGACUCGACCGAUCAUGCCAAGGCGGGGCUUAUCGUGAACACUAGAACCUCCACGUUCCCUGGAGCCUGAAAACACAUCGAUCCGACGAACCGCUCGGCCCCUGCACUCGAUUAUUUCGGGCCCUCGGUCUGCUUUGGCUGUCGUUCCUAUUACCGAGAUCUCCUCGGCCCCGCAGAAAAUGGACACCGCACCAGUGCGGUAGAAAGACAAAGUGAAACAGAGAGAUAUAUAGGAAAGAGAAAGAAAGUGAGAGCGAGAGAAACCCACACACACACACACGUAUACACAUACACACAAACGAUUCGACACAGGGGAAGAGGGAGAGAGAGAGAGAAAUAAAGGCCACGCAACUACAACGAGCAGAGGAACCGCCGACGACCACGGAUAUAGUUCCCAAGAAGGAGAGACAUAGGGAGAGAAAAACGUGACAGGGUGAGGGAGUAAAUCGUAUAUAUAGUGUGCAUGAUAUCCAGGAGCAAAAAGCAAGAGAAACUUCGGUGUACGUCGGGCCUCGGUAGGGCCGGGUUUAACUGAACCGUCGGUUCCGGACCACAUUUUUACCUGUCCUGUCAUCGUCGACAGACCUCAGUGAAAAUCUCGUCUAGAAGCAUCGACAACGGUCACGGCCGCAACGGCAACGUAUUCGCUGUCGAGCAGGCAAAAGGAUAUGCCUCGCUCGCUGGUGCUGUGACACGCGCCGCGCCGUGUGCUGGCCGAACCUCCCGGAAGAGAGCGUUGAGCCUCCGUCUCAAAAUACGUGUGCGGUUUUGUAUCGCACGCUCGAGAGCCAAAUUCUUGUAAACUACAAAAAUGCCUCGAGUAAGGAGACAAGUGGUCUUGGAAGAUCCUGCCAGACCUGUUACACCAGAUAUGGUAGAGACCAAAUUAAUAAAAACAGAAUUUUUGGACGAUGGCACGUUGGACGAAGUACAAGCACAAAAGGUGGCUGAAGAGACACCAAGCCCUCAUCUUCAAGACCACCAAUAUGGACAAACACCUUGUUAUCAAGUGACAAGGAAACCUACACAGCCACCACCUCGAACUGAACAGAUUUCAGUUCAGGCAGUGAAACGAAGACUGAAUUUGGAAAUGGGAACAACAGGUCCCAGCCAAUCCGCCUUUAAGGCUCCUAGAGGUAAACGUAGGAGAUCUGGAUCGAGUUCUAUAACUGGCCACACACCUACCAAAAGUAAAACAGUGGAAAGGACACGAUAUGAUACAUCACUGAGCUUACUUACAAAAAAAUUCAUACACUUAGUAGAAAGUAGUCAGGACGGUGUUGUAGAUUUGAAUGUAGCAUCUGAAAAAUUGGAAGUACAGAAACGUCGUAUAUACGAUAUCACAAACGUAUUAGAAGGCAUAGGAAUCUUGGAGAAAAAAAGUAAAAACAAUAUACAAUGGAAAGGGGGUCAGUUACCAAACGACAGGAACGAUAUCGCUGAUCUCAGACGAGAAGUGGCGGAUUUAGAAGCUAAGGAAAACACUUUGGAUCGCCUAAUUCACGGCGCAGAUAAAAACCUUAGGGAACUGUGUGCGGAUAGGCAGUAUGCUUAUGUAACGUACCAUGAUUUACGUUCCGUUCCAAUGUACAAAGACCAGGCUAUCAUGGCGGUGAAGGCGCCGCCAGAAGCUACUCUACAUGUUCCACAGCCUAUCAAUAAUCUUGGUCAACAAAAGCUUCAAAUGCACAUGAGGUCAUCUCAUGGCGAAAUAGAGGUAUUCCUCUGUCCUGAUGACCCUACAGCAAAAUCGUCACCCAAUCCGGGAUACACGACGUCGCAAUCUGUGCCUUCGUCAAAAGAAUCUGAUAUACCUUAUUUGCCUCCUGAACUGUUGGCCAGUGGAGGAAAUAGUGUCCGGGUAGAACCAGUACCUUCUGUCGACAAUUCGUUGAAUACUCGUUUAUGCACUCCGACUGCAUCAGCGAGGGACGCGCUGUUAUGUGAAUCUGAUGAUUAUGGACCAAUGGGAGGAGGCAAAUUCCAACUACAAACAGAGGAUCAAAUUAGCACUUCAGAUCUAACACUUCUUGAUUUCGGAGAACACCUGCUGUCCCUGGAACCACCUCUUUCAGAAAACGAUUAUUCGUUCUCGUUAGGCACGGAGGAAGGGCUUUCGGAUCUGUUCGAUUUCAAAUUUUAGAGAUAGUCACACAUCCUCAAGCAUCGUCACCGUGGACAGUACAUUCGCCUGUUCAGGCUACCACCUCUUGAGUUAGCCUCUCUAGUAUUUCAAGCGGCUAGAAAGAAUUUUAUUAAUUCGUGUGAUUGGCGCAUUCACGAAUCACGUAAUUGGCGAUUUUCAGUUGCUCCGUUGUUCAUUUCGUUUUUUCUUUUUAAUAACGAGGAGAGAUCGUGUCUCGGACAUUGCGUGAACGUGGGUCUCCGAGAAAACCGACGUUCAUUAGGAUGCCAAAGGGGGUUCGCAUCGAUACCGUACGAACAGAACAAACAACACAAUCAAAUAAUUAGCAACAAAUGAGAAAUCGCUGAAACGAGAGCAGCCGGCUUAGUGAAAUGAUUAUUCUGCCUGUUGAGUUCUGUUUCUGUGGGCACGCGGAAGUGUAAAUAAUACGGGAGUAUAGAUAGGACUUUAUGAUUUGUAACGAUUCGCGCGUAACGAUGUAAUACCGAAUAGUAUUUUGUCGAGGAUGUCUCGCGUCGAGGCGUUUUUUAAAAUCGCGGAUUCGUUUGAGCGGACGAUAUGUUAAAAAAGGGCGAUCUUCGCGCCCGCGACUAGUAUCGUGUCAGUCGCUUUCCGUUUGUAUUUUAUUUUAUUUUUUUUUUUUCUUUUUUUUUCUUUUCCGUUUGUCGAAAAUUCGACCUCUGCGGAUGGAAAGGACGGUACCGCGAGAAGCAGAGGAUGGAAAACAUAUCACACAGAACUGUGGACGCGGUACUCUCGAGUACUUCCGGCUUGAUAUGGUCGCGGCCGAUAUUGAGUUUCUCGAAUAAGUUUUGUGAAACGAUCUGGCGAAGCAAAGCCAUUUUUUCUGUGCAAUGUGUAAGGAUAUUGUAAAUGUGGUAAGAGGUAAAAAGAAAAGAAACGAAAGGAAGAAAGAACGAGAGAGAGAGAGAGAGAGAGUGAGAGAGAGAGAGAGAGAACACGUAUUUGAAAUUUCAAUGAGAAGAGAGACUGGACUCGUGUCGAGAAGAAAACUGCGGACGGUUUUCUUUUGUCGUUUAAUAUCGAAUUGUAAACACAAAAAAGCUAAUGAAGAAAACGAGGAAAGAAGAAAUUAGUAGAACUAGUAGUGCACGCGGAAAAUCAUUCAUCAAAAAUGUCCCUCCUAGUGUAAUGUUUCUAUCGACGUGAUAAUUACGAGAGAGAAGAGAAAGGACGCGCAUAAGACGGGGAAACGUUCGUUUCCGGACGGCGGGGCCCCCGCUCUUAUCACCGGGACUGAAUUCUUUUUUCUAAAUCGUGCUUAAGACGGGAGGACCGUCGUCCGGAAGAACAAAUAUGCAUUAUAAAUUUAUUAAACGCGAUCGAUGCAUAAGUAGGCUUAUCAAUUCUUUAUUUGUAAUAAAGGAAGGCGAACGAGAGCGGGCGGGAGAAGGAGAAGAGGGGGAGAAGGUGGAUAGCGGAGGAAAAUGCAAAAAAGUAAACGGCAGGAAGGCAUAGUUUUUAUUCUAUAUACUUUUGUAAUCUGUCGAGUUGUCUGGUAGAGAGAGAGAGAGAGAGAGAGAGAGAGAGAGAGAGGGAUUUCGUGCGGCUCGACAAUAUGCACGGCGGUAAUAAUGGACAAAUGCAUCCCUCGAUGCGGAUGACGAAGUUAAUCUAUUUGUGGCAAAGUUGUCAUCCAACACCGAUCCUAACUGUGUUAGUUUUGCUGCACAUCGUGUUGGUUCACUUUCUCGAUGUUCGUCGCGAACGAUGUCGGGAACGAUCUCGGGCGUUCAAGACGAAGAACAAAAAGAAAGGAAGAAAGGAAAACGAUCUUAGGCUGUAUCGUCGCAUGUAGACGCAUAUUUAAUUCUAAUUGUAACGAUCAACGUCUAAGAUUCAUAUUCAGGAUACAGUACUAUUCUGGACCUGACUUAAAAGCGUCUUUCUUAACGAAGAAAUUCCACAUCAGUGCGGCCUGAUUCCAGCUGCGUGGAAAACAGUCCGGAAGAAAAAUGAGUUCGCUAUCUCGACUGGCAGAAAAGCAUGUUAAAAAUAUCGUUCAGUGUUCCUGGAAGGAGUCAAGGCUGCAGUGGGUGGCAAUUGUUUCGACUGGAAGUCUCUUAAAGGAUGUACCCUAACGUACAACUUAGUGUACGUCCAAAGCCAUAGUGCCUACACAAUAAUGAUCACACCCUUCUGCAACUGUAAAUAAUACAAAUAUCUAUAUAUAUAUAUAUAUAUAUAUACAUACAUAUAUAUAUAUACAUAUAUAUAUAUAUAUAUAUAUAUAUAUAUAUAUAUAUAUAUAUAUAUACAAGUAAGGACGUGACGACCCCUAUGGAAGAAAGAGAGAGCGAGAGAGAAAGAGAGAGAGAGAGAGAGCGAGAGAGAGAGAGAAAGAAACAAAAGAAAACAGAGAUGCUGCAGACACCUCAUUAACGGUUAUCACAAGAUAUCGAUUAGUUAGUUUUAAUUAUAAUUAAUAUUAUUAUUGAAGCAUUACACGAGAAGAAUGUUAGUUUAUAAAUUCACUUAUUAUAUAUGUAUGUAUAUGUAAUAAGUACUACGUACAUUUUAUAGUUCUGUGAACGUUGUGCAGAAUAAUGUCGAUGCAAAGAUUACUUUUCAGCGGUCGCAUGCGAAACGGAUGCGGGGACAAUUUUCUUUCACACGGUUCGCGUGUGGUCGAUUUAAGGGUUGAAGAGAAUUCCGUCGCUUCAACGGUUAAAUCGACAAGAUACAAAUACUAUGAUUCACCUGUGCGGUGAAUUUUUUCGCCGCACAGAUAACGAGAAAGAACUUGCGUGCACUUUUAAAUGUCUGUUAAAUUUCUUUAACGUAGAUCUCAACGCGAUGCAUGUCUUCUUCGUGGUUUCGGAAUUUCGGUUUCGGAUCGCAUGUUAAUUAUACUGCACAGUGUUCACGCAGCACGUCUAUCUGCAACUGAGAGAGAGAGAGAGAGAGAGAGAGAGAGAGAGAGAGAGAGAGAGAUUGCGUAUUAGUUUCAUUUUCGUUUUCAAUUACUGGUGGCAUCGCACUUUUUUCAUACGCAUCGUGCAACGAGAGGGGAUAGACGCGAGGAGAGAGAACAGAAUGCGAGGACUAUGUGUGUGUACGAAUGGAUGAGUAUGUGAAAGAAAGCCAGCGAGAGAGAGCGAGAGAGAGAGAGAGAGAGGCGGAGAGAGUGUGGGGUAAUGAAUGAUAUUAAUGAUUGUCGAGUGUUAAUGGUCGGUGAUACCGAUCGCCGGCACACCAGUGAGAAGUUACAAUAUUUUCUACCUGAAUAUUUGCAAGGAUCUCGCAUAGCCUGAUACGUUUAGGGUUUUUAAUUAUAAAUAGUUAAUAUUCAUAACUCUGUUGAUGGAGUGAAGCAACACAUCAUGCGAUGACCACGCAAAGAAAAGAAGAGAAAAGGAAGGGGGGCAAAACUCUCCGCGUUUUCCGCCGUAUUCAGGCUCCGUGAGAUCUUUUUAUAAUAACUUAUCAUGAUGAUGGGCAGUCCAUCGUUUCGUUUUUAAUCCGAUAUUCGUGAAACCUUCUACCCGCGCUUCUGGCAGUCUGUCGAAUAGAGCGGUGCUUUUCGUAUUUUACACCGAAGACCUGGCGCGUACGAUUUUCCUUUUCGUGGUUCCACGCAGGGACUUUUCAUAAACAUUAUUACACUUAUUAACACGUGAUCGCGCGACAAAACAAAAACAUCGAAGAGUUAAAUUAUUAUUUCCGAAAGCAAACGCGCGCGACGAUCCGCGAUCGUUCGAAUAUAUAUAUAUAUAUA
Messenger RNA from Megalopta genalis, 6313 nucleotides. Its product is annotated as transcription factor E2F2. The record is from RefSeq and is a predicted model, not a curated record. Gene Ontology annotation, biological process: regulation of transcription by RNA polymerase II. Gene Ontology annotation, cellular component: RNA polymerase II transcription regulator complex. Lineage: Eukaryota; Metazoa; Arthropoda; Insecta; Hymenoptera; Halictidae. Gene Ontology annotation, molecular function: DNA-binding transcription factor activity, RNA polymerase II-specific; RNA polymerase II cis-regulatory region sequence-specific DNA binding; protein dimerization activity.